Molecule: messenger RNA, 763 nt
Organism: Microplitis demolitor
Lineage: Eukaryota; Metazoa; Arthropoda; Insecta; Hymenoptera; Braconidae
Gene: mRpL55
Product: 39S ribosomal protein L55, mitochondrial
Exons: 2
Coding region: 184-570 (128 amino acids)
Biological process (GO): translation
Cellular component (GO): mitochondrial large ribosomal subunit
Molecular function (GO): structural constituent of ribosome
Source: RefSeq, a predicted model, not a curated record
AGAUUUCGGGCAAAUUGAAUUCAAAGUUUGCUGAGCAGAUGUCUGUUCAAUUUAACGUCAAAUUCACGUCAAUUCUUGGUGUACAGAUUUCGGACUAUAAUAUGAGCUCAACAUACUACACUAAUAGACAGAAAGUUGACCGCAAAAACUGCUCUUCAAUCUUAAAAUUCGACUAACCCUUUAAUGAAAUUUUGCCGGUCUGCUCCAGUUGCUUUACUGCCUCAUUACAUCAUGAAAACUACACUGGCAUUGUUCAUUAAGAGAAUCCAAGGAAAUUUAAUUUUAAAACGCCAACUUAAUUGUUGGACUGCUGACAUAACAAAGAAACACCGGAAAAUUUAUGAAAAAACAUAUCCAGCUGUGCUUGUACAUCCCGAUGGUAGUACUGUUAACAUUCAAUAUUUUGAACCACGAAAAAUAAUAAAAUUACCAUUAGAUAUUACAACUCUGUCAGAGCUUGAUCGUAAAUUGAUAUUAGAAAGUAGAAAACCUAAAACUAAAGUUGAAAUCGAAGAUGAAGUUGAGGAUAAUUUUGACGAAAAUAAAUAUCUAAAAAUCGCCAAGAUGUAAUUUUAAAUGAAAUUCUAUUUUAUAUUUUUACAUUUAAAUUAGUUAAUUUAAUCUUACCGAUAAUAUUGUUUCAUGUACAUUGUUUCUUUUUUGCCAUUUUGUUGACCGGAUCCUUUAUUCAAUUGUCAUGAAGCUUAUUGUAAAUAAAAAUGAGAUUAAAAUAAAUGAUUAAAAAUUGUCUUUGAUACUGUAA